UAAUGAAUUUUCUGGUUCGGCGAUGCCGAAGCCAGGUACAAGUGGAAAAGAAAAAACCUCGAUCGAGACCAGUGGUCGAGGGAAAAAAGCGAGCGAGAAACGACCUCGCAGUGCAGAGUUGGACGCUUCGGAAAAAGGUCAAACCGCAGUAGACGAUUUCGAAAGCAGAAUUAAUGCGAAGAUAGACAAAUUAACGUCUAUUGUCAGCGACGUUGCGGGGGUGGUCCCCAUCGUUCGUGAACUGAAAGCGGCUUACGACCAAGAGCUUUCUGGAGCCGAGGUUGACCUGUUGAGAAGCGAUUCCGAUGGUGAAAACAAUAGUCACACUGACGAUCUGUCUAUUACCGCGCCCGUCGCGAAAAAACAAAAACUAAGUCACAGUUCAGAGACCGAGGGGGGUAUCGUGGAUUCCCUUAUACUCGAAGUUACGGAAAACGAACAAACUGGAGCUGCAUUGCCAGGGAAAAUCGAGUCGGUACUAAACAGCAUUCUUGCUCAUGGCUUAAAUGAAACGACGGCCACCUCUAGAAAGGAAAAAAUUCACCGACCAGAAAAUUACAAAUUGUUAAAAGUAACGAAAGUCAACCAGGAAAUCUGGGACAUUAGCCAAAAAUCAACCAGAGCCAUGGAUGCUCGCUUGCAAAAAAUGCAAGAGAUGUUGAUAAAAGGCUUAACCCCUGUGGCAACACUUGCAGGUGCUGUAGGUGAAGCAAUUGAGGGCUCGUCUGACAUGCCUGAAAAAGCCACACUAUGGGAGGGAUUAUCAAACGCGAUGGUGCUUAUGCCAGGAGCCAACCAUACAUUGAAUAUGUGCCGUCGAGACCUGUUCAAGGCUGACCUUGACAAAGACUAUAAAACUCUCUGCAACAAUAAGCACCCUGUCGAGGGUGAACUUUUUGGGGAAGACUUAAUUGAACGCCUCAAAACAGUUAAGGAGAGCAACAAGGCCUCCAAACAACUCAAACAUUCAACCACAGCAAAAGGAUUUGACAGGGAAAAAACUGUACCACGUGGGCAUUUUUUAUCCCAACGCCGGGGGAGGAACCAUUGGCAGCAAUGGGACCGCCCUCGGUUUACAGACAAGACUGCAGCUUCCAAACAAAGAUACAACAGUCAGUCAAUGGGGAACAAGAAAGGAAAACAGAAGUAGAUACUACUUCCUCCAGUGUAAGUAGUGCCUAUGAUAGGGAUAUUAGCAUUCCCUUGUUAUUUGAUGAAGGUGAUUGUGUUGAAUACAGCACCUUCAUGGCAGGCAAUGUUAAGAAUUACAUAGAUGCCUGGUAUAGACUAACUUCUGAUAGUACUAUCUUGACAGCUAUAACUGGUUAUAAAAUUGACUUUUUUAUUCAACCAGUUCAGUUAAAAGUUCCAUCUGGACCGAGGUGUUCUUCGGUUGAGGACACCAAUAUUUCUCUACAAAUAGAGAAAUUUCUCAGAAAAGGCAUCAUUGUAGAAUCCUACACCCACUGGAAAGAAAGCUUCAACUAAUGGCAUGUCGAUUAUCCGGUCAGCCUUGGAGAGUAAAGGAAUUUCACACCCGGCUCAGGAACUUAUCCUCAACUCCUGGAGACAGGGCACUCAGAAACAAUAUCAUACAUACUGGAAUAAAUGGCAAACCUUUAGUAGUGAACAAUCAAUUGAUCCCUUUCACCCACCUGUGAAUUAUGUUUUGGAUUUCUUAUCCAAUUUAUAUAAGGAUGGCUUAGGCUACUCUGGGAUUAAUACUGCCAGAUGUGCCCUGUCUGGGUUGAUAACAAUUGAAGGAAACAUUACAAUUGGGAAUCAUCCUCUGGUUCAGAGGCUGGUAAAAGGGGUAUUCCAAACAAGACCUUCCUUACCU
Dendronephthya gigantea is the source of this 1840-nucleotide messenger RNA. RefSeq lists its product as uncharacterized. The record is from RefSeq and is a predicted model, not a curated record. NCBI's taxonomy places the organism in Eukaryota, Metazoa, Cnidaria, Anthozoa, Malacalcyonacea, Nephtheidae. The transcript has a single exon. The coding region runs from base 23 to 1150 and encodes 375 amino acids.